Molecule: messenger RNA, 2263 nt
Organism: Asterias rubens (European starfish)
Lineage: Eukaryota; Metazoa; Echinodermata; Asteroidea; Forcipulatida; Asteriidae
Product: kelch-like protein diablo
Exons: 7
Coding region: 151-2010 (619 amino acids)
Molecular function (GO): protein binding
Source: RefSeq, a predicted model, not a curated record
GUGAAAGAACGAGCACGAGGGAAAAUUUACUAACGGCGCAGUGUGUCCAGUAAAGUACCACUGACAACACAAAAGGUGCAGAAAGCAGGGAUACUUAAGUGGAACCAUUCCCAACAUUAACAGAUAAGUUUGCUGUGACAGUUCUUAAAGAUGAGUGUGGACCGAAUUCUGGACGGCAAAAUGGUUUCUACGACCCAGGAGCUGAGAGAAUCCGCAAAGAAGAAACAAAUGUUUGCCUUGGCUACAGAACUGGACAUUCUCCACCGAGAGGGGGCCUUGUGUGAUGUGUUUGUAACGGUGGACGAUAAACGAUUUGGAGCACAUAAGAUAAUUUUAGCAGCACUGAGUGAUGUAUUCCGAGCCAUGUUUAUGGGAGGUCUUAAGGAAGCCAGCCAAUCAGAGAUCACGCUGCAGGAUGACGUAGACUUAUCAGCAGAGGGCUUUGAGAUCUUACUAGAGUUUGCGUACUCAGCAAACUUAAACCUCAGCAUGGAUAACGUUUUUGAAGUACUAGCCUGUGCCUGUCACCUUAGCAUCAAAGUGGCGAUCGACAGUUGCAUCAUCUUCAUCAACCAGGCUUUUCAAAAUGGAGAACUCUCCUUCGACGACUACCUCAAGAUUGCCUCGAUGGCAGGAAACUACGCCCUGGAAGACUUGAAGAAGGUCGCAGAUCAUCACAUAGCGAGUAACUUCGGUGAGGUGUCGCAGACGGAGGACUUUCUGGAGCACAUGACUGCUCAUAAUCUGGGCCUGUUUCUCAUGAGAGAGGACUUGGCUGUUUCUAGUGAAGUUCAGGUCCUCAAGGCAGUUGUAAGUUGGCUUCACCAUAAACCAUCCUCGCGUCUCCACCACGCCGCAGCCCUGGUCAAGAAAGUACGCCUGGGUCUUAUCUCCGCUCAAGACCUUGAUGACUUGAUGGACAGCAAGAUCCUGUCCAUUCCACAAUGCAAGUCGGUGUUUGACCAGCUGAUUAAACACAUUGCGUUAAACAGCCCAAUCUGCGGCCAGCUUGUCAACAAACAUCCUGAGUUCUUUUCCGCUCGUGUCUCAACGAAGUCACUGUUGGCCCUAGGAGGACAGACAACAACAGGAUUUGCUCGAUUCUUCAACCAGGACAAGCAGGAAUGGUUGCAGAUGCCAAGGUUUCCAGGUUUGCCGUUUGAUGGGGUGUCGUAUCACAGGUUGAUCUCAGUCAUCGGCAAACUUUUCCUUGUCGGCGGAGUCUUCACAGAGUAUCGCAAGUCCUGCACUCAGAAGUAUUUCUACGUGUACGACCUUGUCGCAAACAAAUGGACACGCCUUCCACCGAUGAAGGUUGCUCGCAGACACGUUGCCGUCGUCCAUCUAAACGGCUACAUCUAUGCCAUUGGUGGACAGGAUGAUAAAGACGCUUGGGUUCAGUCUGCGGAACGCUACAAUCUGCGUCGGGGCGAAUGGGAAACGGUGGCUCCAAUACCAGUUGACAUGUCAGGGAUCCAUCCGUCCGCAGUGGCCUAUCACGAACGUAUCUUUGUCACUUCUCAAAAUGAAGACCAAUCUGGUCAGCAUCUCUACUCGUUAGAUCCUAUUACGAACACAUGGAAGAGUUGUGACUCUGUAACUACCGGAAAGCCGGGCCAACUUGUUUAUCUGGACUCGUCACUGUAUUUAGUAACCUACAAGACGGAGACAAGCAAACUUGGGAGGAAGGAGCCGUGGGACUACUGCCCCAUAGUGAAUGAAAUAAUAACACGCGAUGAGAGUCAGGGAUUCUCUUACGUUAUAGAUCAGCUUCAUGCUCACGAUCAGUCGCACGUACCGGAGAGUGAACUGAGGCCCUUCCGUAUUGGGAAACGUGUUUACUUGAUGGUCAACGGGAAGUGUUUGGACAGCAGGAUCGAUGUCACGGACGGUCAGGUGUAUGACGUGAAUCUGAACUCUUGGAGUAAACUCAUUAAGCAGACGGAGGGCGCUAGCAUCACGCUGUUUACGUUUGAUGCACACAGGUUUAAAAAAUCUGAUAUGUCUUAGUUAGUCCUCUGUCAAAUGAUUGGCGCAGGUUUAUGGAAAUACUUUAUUUGUUUAUUAUUUUCAAGCUUGUAUUAUGUACCUUAUAAUGCAGGCUACGGCACCAGUGUUCCAUACACCCUUGCUGCAUUGGUACCAUUUCCGUAGGUCCUCUUGCACUAUGGUCACCCAGACUCUGGACAUAAUGGACCCUUCCCAUGAAUAAUGCUAAUCACAUUCACGCAUGCUUACAGACCCUGUUGGUUGGCAAACGCCA